GGUUAGUUAUCAGGAACAUAAGAAUUAAAGAAAAAUGUUGACGUUUUAUUAAUUGUCAAACAGAUUAUCAAGAGAUCAAUCGUAUUUUUUUUUCCAAAUUGCAGUUACACAAAAUAUACGUGUAUAAUAUAAAUGUCAUUCAUUAUAUUAAGACUAAAUAUUCUUUAAUUGUGUUAAAAUAAACAUGGGAGGUUUAAAAAAUGGCCACGAGACAGGUCACAGAGAACGUAUCACGCGGCACCUACAGGUGGUGUACGCGCGAAAAACACGAGAAAAGCAAAUAUUUAUGGAAGAACUUAAAGAAUAUCGCAAGCGCAGAGAUAUACAAAUACUGAAAAAUAUGGUUGAUGAAGUGGGACCCCGGUGGUACCAAGCGCUGAGUGAGCCACAAAGGUCUGCCUUGGAUACUUUAGAAUUUGCAAUAUAUCAAGAUAUAUUGGAAGGGCGCCCCCAUAGGACGGCCGCGAUCAUGAAAAUUCUUGGUUUGUGGCCCCGUCCAAGUCAUCCUGUACUUUUAAAUUGCAUUUUCGCAGGUCGCGAUGACCCUAAAGAAAUGAUUGCUCAACUAUACCUAUCUACUUAUGGAUACCCUAUUGAGGGAAAACGAGCAUCAUAUUGUCUAAAUGCUAGACUCAUGUUAUCAGCGAUUUUUUAUUUAGGGCUCGAGAACUUGAUAAGUUUACUUCAGAAGAGGUUUACUCCCGAUGCCCCUCCGCCAGAGCCGGAACCCAAACCGAAACCAAAGCCUGAGCCACCUCUAGCUUCGCCGUAUCUCCAGAAGCUGGUCGCGGCUUUGUAUGAACCACAUACAUACCGGCGACCUCCACCGCCGCCUUUACCAAACUUAGACGACUUGAACGAACCCUACGAAGAGGAACCACUUAUACAGGAGCCACCACCGCCGCCUCCCCCACCACCCCCUCCGAAAAAGAAAUUAUCACAAUCAUAUUGCGACCAAGUAGCUGGAGUUAUGGAAAUUGUAGCCCAUUCAUCAGCCACUAAUCUUUCGAGAAAGAAUAUGAAGCCAAAUGCACGGAAACCAAGAGGUUCAAAGGCGGAUGAGAUGGAACGUCCACCAAAAAAAGAAUAUGGCUUACAUUUAGCAAGACGCAAGAAAGUCGUACGACGAAAAAAACCAGUGGCGCCACGAACUGGUCUCUGGAACGCUCAGUAUACAAUAAAUGGAGUUUAUACAGUCCAUGGAAAAACGCUUUAUGUUAUAGGCAGCAUCAGUAUACUACCUGCGCGGGGAGAACUUAUACACGGUGGACAUAAAUGCAUUGAAGGAGAAUGUAUCACAAUAAAUUGUGGGUUUCGUGGAUGGCCGCCGGAAGAAAAACCUGCUCCUUGUGAUUGUGAUAAGAAAUGGCACGACACUGUCUUCCAGUAUGUUAAAGACCACAAAUGUUAUUGUGGACAUUUUUAUGAUUAUGGAAAUGAGGGAACUUUUCCGCCUGAUGAACUUCCGUAUUUUGUGAAGCCUACACGCUACUCACCUAUAGGUUUUAAUUACGAAACAAUAUAUGACACUGACAACAAGCGACUACAUGUAGAAAAAGAAUUCAAAAAGCUAUGGGACACGGACAGCGUGUUACACGUCGAGGACGGCGUAAACAAAGUCAAACAAGAGAAAAAGAAAAAAAAGAAGAAGGCUUCCAAGACCUGCUUAGGACAAAAUCCUAAGCCCGAGGAUUACUUAAAAUGUGCAAUACGUUUAAUGCGACGUGUAAAUAUAGCUGCGCGUUUGCCUGACCUGCACUUAGUUCCAGAACUCAAAGAAUGGAUGAGGAAAAGGCUUUAUGGCUCGCUUACCAAGGUAGAUAAACAAGAAUUCUUACGAAAGAGUACCGUAUAUUGGACUAUGUUCACUUCGCUUGCUGCCAAAGAUUUCGGUCACGUGCAACCACCUAAGGAACCCAUGUACCAUGGUCUCAAAGAUUGGGCACAAAAACAAUAUUUAAAUGAUCAAUUCAGACAUUACACUCAUAGGUACAGACUGAUGAUGUACCGAUCACACGCCUACGUCACCAACUUGUUUUGGCGAUCCAUGUACCAGGCAGAGUUGCCUGAUAAGAAGUUCCGCGAGAUAUAUUUUUCAUAUUUGUUUGGUCGCGUUGAAGACGUACAAUUAAUACAUCCAUACAAUUCACGAGAAUCAGAAGAAAGAAAAUUAAUUUUAGCAAAAAAACGUUAUAUAUGUCUCCCAGAUGGUAUAGAGUCGGAACAAUAACUUUUGUCCUUUGUUUUUGUUUGUUUUGUUGUUUGUGAAGUAUUGUGAACUAUACAUAAACUCAUAUAUACAUUUAA
Messenger RNA from Trichoplusia ni (cabbage looper), 2307 nucleotides. RefSeq lists its product as uncharacterized. The transcript has a single exon. Bases 185 to 2230 code for a protein of 681 amino acids. Lineage: Eukaryota; Metazoa; Arthropoda; Insecta; Lepidoptera; Noctuidae. The record is from RefSeq and is a predicted model, not a curated record.